CAGUGCACGAGCCGAAGCCAGCAAAAACUCAAUCCUAACCAAGCAAGAGCGCACACCAUGGCAGCCAGGCUCCUCUUCUCCUCCCUCCUCAUCCUUCUCGUUGGCUCCCACGGGGCGUUUGCCUCCGUGGAGGAGACGUGCGCGAAGGCGAUGAAGGGAUCGGAGCACAAGAACCUUGAGUCCUUCUGCGUGACGACGCUCCAGGCGGCGCCGGGGAGCGCCUCCGCGGACGCGAAAGGGCUGACCGUGAUCGCCACGAACCUGACGCUGGCCAACUACACGGCGGCGGUGGCCACAAUCAAAGAUCUGCAACGGCGCGGGGGCUGGUCGGACAAGCAGCAGGCCGCGCUGGCCACGUGCCGCCGGCGGUACAUCGAGGCGCUGAACGUGGUGCACAGCGCCGUCCACGCGCUGGCCACCGGGCGGAAGCAGGCGUACGUGGCCGAGAUGGGCGCCGUCAGGAGGUCCGCCACCGACUGCGACGACGCGUUCGGCGGACGCGGUGGCGACGCCGCGGCGAAGCGGGAGGAGGCGCCUCUGCGCAAGGUGAACGACGACGCGGAAAACCUGACCACCAUGGCCAUGCUGAUCGUGAUCACGCUGUAGCGGGCACAUGAUACAUACUAGUAGAUCUUUGCCGUGAUCAGCGUCAGGCAGACCGGUCGAUGGAGAAUAAAAUAACUGAAUGUGUGAUUUGACUUGUUUGUGCCGUUAAAUUCAUGUUGGCUUGCUAUAUGAUGCUAUCUUAGGAUUUGCUUAGCCCAUAGUACUUCCUCCAUAGAGAUAAAAAUAGAGUUUAUCUAUUUUAAUGACAAAUAUUUUCGGACGGAGGGAA
Triticum dicoccoides is the source of this 835-nucleotide messenger RNA. RefSeq lists its product as uncharacterized. The transcript has a single exon. NCBI's taxonomy places the organism in Eukaryota, Viridiplantae, Streptophyta, Magnoliopsida, Poales, Poaceae. The record is from RefSeq and is a predicted model, not a curated record. The coding region runs from base 58 to 606 and encodes 182 amino acids. Gene Ontology annotation, molecular function: enzyme inhibitor activity.